AAAAUUCAAUGGAAUGACCAUGAAUCGGAAUCCUUUUAAAAUUUUCUAAGUCUCUGAAAGUUCUAUUCACCAUCAAAAUAUAGAGUCAAAUAGCGUCCGAUAGUCUAUUUCGAAUUACUACAGACAUCAAUUCUUGAUCAUACAGUUCUAUUAGAAGUAUUUGAAUGACUUUAAUGUAUAUAAUAACCCAAAGAUCAUAUAGCCUAAUUGAUAAUAAAGUUUCUAUUCAAAGACAAGGCAAAUUGGUUAGUUUAAAAUGUUGAUAUUUUUAUUUAUCAAAUACUUUUUAACAAAAAAAAUUUGUCAUAAAUUUCAAUUUUAAAUAGCAUUUAUGUCAAAUUCGUCUAUCAAGGAAAUUCUAUUUGAGUGAAGUCAUUAAGUAAGAGAAAGAGAGAGAAAUUUUAAUAUCAAUCUUAAUUUUUGAUCGAACUUUAAUAUCUAUAAUCAGUACAAAUGAAAUAAAUUGUUUCUUUUUUCUUUUUGUUUCUUUAUCUAGCAUUCAUCACCAUCAUAUCAUUCAAAUUCUCAAAUUCAACAAUCUCUUAUAAUACCAUUUUCAUUAAUAUAGGUAUUUAUCAUCCACCUGAUUAACAAAUGUAUGAACAUCAAUAAAUUUUACUUGAAAAAUUAUCAAAUGGAUAUCAAUUAACAAAAAAAAAAUAUUCUCAAUCAAAUAAAUUUGAUUAUCGUAAAAUAAUUAUAUCUCAAACAACAAAUAUGGAUUGAAAAUUAUUAUUUAUUAAAGAUUUAACAAGAGAAUUAACACAAAUGACAACAUUAUAUUUAUUAAAUUUUUUUAAUUUAAUAUCUGAAUUUCAAUUAUUAAUACAACAAGAAAAACAAUUAAUAUUAAUACAAAAUAUACUUAUUGCUUUUAUGUUUCAUGGCGCAUUAACAUUAUAAUGCUGAAAAUAAUACAUUUGUUGAUCAAUACAAAUACAAUAGGUAAUUAUUUUCAAAAUAAAAAAUAAACACAAUCAAAUAAAUUUCUUUUAAAAUCUUUUAGCUGACGAACCUUAUGAUACAAAAUAUUUAUUAUUUGUUUAUGGAUCAAAAUUAUAUAAAACUUUUAUAGCAUUAGCUUAUCAAUUUACAUCUGCUACAUAUCAAUUAUAUAAAUUAUCAAAUGAUAAAGAAUUAGAUGAAUAUGCAAAUAUAUUAUUUUUAUUACUUAUAGUAAUUCUUUUAUUUUCUAAUAGUUUUCAAAUUCAAUUGAUGAUAAUAAAAAACAAUUCAAUGAAAAAUUACAUAAAAUUCAACAAAAUUAUAUUAAUAUAACAUGUCAAUUUUUACAUGAUCAUUUUGAUUUUUCAAUUGGACGAAGAAUGUUUGAAAAACUUGUUCCAUUACUUAUUGAUAUUCAGGCACUUUAUUCAACAUUAGGCAAUGCUAAUUCAUGUGAAAUGGUUGAAGAUAAAGAUCGACCAGGUUCAUCACAAACAACUUACAAUCCUAAUCAACAAUCUGCUGAGCCAUUGCCUAUAUCUGCUUCACCAGAAUUUAAUUCAACAAUGAUUAGUGAUACAUCUCAUUUAAAUGAAUUACAAAAAGAAAAUCGAGAACCUCCAUUAACUAAUUCACCUUCAUUAUCAUUAAAUAUUCGAUCAUCCUCAUGUGUUCUUUCAAAUACAACAUCAACACUUGAAAAUUACCAAAAAUAA
Molecule: messenger RNA, 1661 nt
Organism: Rotaria sp. Silwood2
Lineage: Eukaryota; Metazoa; Rotifera; Eurotatoria; Philodinida; Philodinidae
Source: the annotation of a GenBank genome assembly